Messenger RNA from Condylura cristata (star-nosed mole), 2095 nucleotides. It is a transcript of the gene MEST, whose product is annotated as mesoderm specific transcript. Gene Ontology annotation, molecular function: catalytic activity. Bases 69 to 1076 code for a protein of 335 amino acids. NCBI's taxonomy places the organism in Eukaryota, Metazoa, Chordata, Mammalia, Eulipotyphla, Talpidae. The transcript is spliced from 12 exons. The record is from RefSeq and is a predicted model, not a curated record.
GCCGACCUUGCGCGGCUAGGCGUCCGGUGCUCGAUCGGUGUGCGGACGGCAUGGGAUAAGACGCCGCCAUGGUGCGCCGAGAUCGCCUCCGCAGGAUGAGGGAGUGGUGGGUCCAGGUGGGGUUACUGGCCGUUCCCCUGCUGGCCGCCUACCUGCACAUCCCGCCCCCGCAGCUUUCCCCUGCUCUUCACUCCUGGAAGUCGUCCGGCAAAUUUUUCACCUACAAGGGACUGCGCAUCUUCUACCAAGACUCCGUGGGUGUGGUUGGAAGCCCAGAGAUAGUCGUGCUACUACAUGGGUUUCCAACAUCCAGCUAUGAUUGGUACAAGAUUUGGGAAGGUCUGACCUUGAGGUUUCAUCGCGUGAUUGCCCUUGACUUCUUAGGCUUUGGCUUCAGUGACAAACCGAGACCUCAUCAUUACUCCAUCUUCGAGCAAGCCAGCAUCGUGGAGGCGCUUUUGCGGCACCUGGGGCUUCAGAGCCGCAGGAUCAACCUCUUGUCUCACGAUUAUGGCGAUAUCGUGGCCCAGGAGCUGCUCUAUAGGUUCAAGCAGAAUCGAUCUGGUCGGCUUACCAUAAAGAGUCUCUGUCUGUCUAAUGGAGGUAUAUUUCCGGAGACUCACCGUCCCCUCCUUCUCCAAAAGCUUCUCAAAGAUGGAGGCGUGCUGUCACCCAUCCUCACGCGAUUGAUGAAUUUCUUUGUAUUCUCUCGAGGCCUCACCCCAGUCUUUGGGCCAUACACCCGACCCUCUGAGAGUGAGCUGUGGGACAUGUGGGCAGGGAUACGCAACAAUGACGGGAACUUAGUCAUCGACAGUCUCUUACAGUACAUCAAUCAAAGGAAGAAGUUUAGAAGACGCUGGGUGGGAGCGCUUGCCUCUGUAACUAUUCCUAUUCAUUUUAUCUACGGGCCCUUGGAUCCUGUGAAUCCCUAUCCAGAGUUUUUGGAGCUGUACAGGAAAACGCUGCCGCGGUCCACAGUGUCGAUUCUGGAUGACCACAUUAGCCACUAUCCACAGCUAGAGGAUCCCAUGGGCUUCUUGAAUGCAUAUAUGGGCUUCAUCAACUCCUUCUGAGCUGGAAAGAGUAGUUUCCCUGUAUUACUUCCCCUACUCCUUUAUCUGUUGUAUAUUCCACUUAGGAAGAAAUGCCCAAGAGAGGUCCUGGCCCCAACCACUAUUCUCUCACAAGUCCACCUGACUCACACUGGUGAACAACAUACAGUAAAAAGCCAGCAAAGCUCUGACAAAGUGUGACCUAACAGUCUAUUCCCACCCCAUUCCUCUGCCAUCUGAGCAAGUAUAUAGACUUGCCUUUGUCUUUGUGUUAUUAGGAAAUUCUGAUGCACACGUUGCUGAUGCAGAAAGGCAGAGACACAUUCUUUUGCAUAAAAGAUUGUUUUUAACACUUCUAUGGGCUUUUCUGAAAAUAAUUAGAAAGGCUGAUUUUCUGGCCCAUCCCGUGAAGAAUGAGGAGAGGGUGCCACCUUACUCUCCUCUUAUUGGCUUCAGGGGCACAUGCUGCUUUUUAAAGUUCUUUAAUACAGUUUGAAGUGAGAGACUCCCCUGUCAUAAUUUUGGAUUUAGUUUUAUCAGCUGCUUCUAAUUAUAGACAUUUUGUUAGUUUAGUUCAAAUACUGUAGUAUUCUGCAUAUGCUUUAAGACUUUGGUUAACACUAUAACAUAUAUAUAUUUUUAUAAGGCUACUAAACCAGCACUUAUUCUGGUGUAAUAGUGAACCUUAUUAAACAUGCUUAAUUUCUAAAUAAAUCAAACUAAAUCCAAAUUAUUUACAGAAUUUCCUAAAAUCACAGGACAUUAAGGACCAAUAGUAUCUGUGCCAGAGAUUUACUGUUAUUAGCUGGGAAGACCAGUUCUAACAGCAAAUAACAGUCUGAUUUCUUCAUACCUCAGUGCUUAGAAGCAUGUCCCUCCUGAGCUGGAGGGGAGGGGAUCGUUGUAUAGUCCAAGUUUCCAUGCUGAAUGUACAUUGACUUCUUUUAUGAUGACUGCUUAAUUUCUCAUUGGUUAACCCAAAGAGGCUUCCUCAUAUAGCUUAGCAAUUCCUGUACUUCACAGACAGGAAAGUUCCAGAA